Messenger RNA from Rhizophagus irregularis DAOM 181602=DAOM 197198, 2186 nucleotides. RefSeq lists its product as uncharacterized. The record is from RefSeq and is a predicted model, not a curated record. Gene Ontology annotation, cellular component: vacuolar membrane. Gene Ontology annotation, biological process: protein localization to vacuole. Lineage: Eukaryota; Fungi; Glomeromycota; Glomeromycetes; Glomerales; Glomeraceae.
UUUGAUUUGACCGAAAAUAGUUAAAUUAGCAGAAUAUAGAGGCUUUGGCUAAAAGAUAAUUUUGUACUGAAUAAAUUUGCUCUUCAGAAAAUGGCAGUAUUAGUUUUUGGUGCCUGGGCAAUAUAUAUAAUUAUCUGCGCCGUUUUAUUCGUAUUUAGUAUUAUAUUCACAAAUUACUAUCAAGAUAAACAUGACAGUGAACGGUUAGCUACAGUGGUAGCAAUUUGUUCCUUAGCACUAUGUUUAAGUACAGUUGCUUUAUUCCCCGUAGACAUAUUUUUGGUUUCAAGUACAGUUGAUUUACAUACAGGACUUAAACACGAAUGGGCUACUAAAGAAGUUGUAGAAGGAAUUGUCCAUAACCUUAAAUUUGUAUAUUAUGGAUCAUAUGGAUUGAUCGCAAUAUUUUGUGCAUUUAUUAUUCCAUUUGCAUAUUUUUAUUUUGAAGAACUUGAGGAGGAACAAACAAAUUCGCAGCGUGUUAUGGCCGCCUUAAAAUACACUGGAUUCUUUGUGGCAUUUGUUCUUAUAUGUUUAUUAUUUGGAUUUGUUUUGCGACCAACGGAGAAAGCGCCAAUCGAUUUGGAUUUUUUCAAAAAACUUUUAUCUUCGAGUCUCGGAGAGAAUAGUAUCUCAUUUGUUAUAUCUAUUCUUAUGGUUCUUGGAAUGGUCGUGUUUAUUUGCUAUACCGCACCAGGACUUUCCCUUCUUCCGAUCGGAAUGAUUAAAGGCACAAGUAAAAUUAACUCUGUAUCUAAUUCGGAGUUGAGUUCUUUACUCAAAGUCAAUCGUGAAAAACAAAGAAUAAUCAAUGCAAAAUAUUCUGACCCAACUAAGACAAUGUCUAGAAAAGACGCAAAGCAAUUUGAAAUUUUGAGAAAUGAAGAAAAAGUGUUGCUUCGUCAGUUAAGAAUAGCUACAGAGUCAAGAAGCCAAUUUUGGAAUAAGAUUAUGUUCAUUCUUAGGCCAUUUGAGUUAAUAAUCGGUUUUAUGUUAACUAUAUUGACAGCUGUAAUAUUUAUGUCAAUAUUCUUAACCUGUAUCGAUAAAGUCAAAAAUUCGAUUUGCGGGAAGGAAUGUGGAUACAUAAUUAAUCAUCCAGAUAUUUUUAAUCCUCUUAAUUUUAUAUUCCUUAAAGCUUCUAAAUAUUUCCCGAUCGAUUAUUUCUUCAUGGUACUCCUUAUUCUGUAUUUUUUCAUUAGUACAGUAUAUGGAGUUAUUUCACUUGGAAUUCGCUUCUUUUGGGUACAUCUUUAUAGAUUCCGAAAAAGUUCUACGCCGCCUCAAGGAUUGUUAUUUGGCGCUAUAUUGUUUAUGCUAAGUUUGUUGGCUCUUAAUUAUACUUUGACAAUGGUGGUUGUUCCUCAAUAUGCUCAAUUUGGAAGUCAAAAAUACUGUAAUCAUACAAUAAAUGGGGAUCGCAAUUGUACUGAAUAUUCACAGUUAAUUGUACCAUGCGACGUUACUGCACCAACAGAUAUUUGUACCCCGACAGUAAUAUCUACGUUUAUUCAUCGUAUAACACUUAAUGCACCAUUUUUUGGAGUAAUAUUUUAUUAUGCACAUUGGGGAUUUUUAGGAGUUGCACUACUCGGAUUUAUGUAUGCUAUGAUUAGAUCACCUAAUAAUGCAUUAUAUGAUGACUUGGAUGAUGAUAUUGGCGAAGAGGAACAAGGUUUAUUAGCUAAUAUUGGAAGAAGAAAUAGAGGUGCUAUUGGAAUUGAUGAUUAAAAUAAUUGUAAAUUAUUUAAUUAUUUUUAGUGUAUAUAAUAUUUUUCAAAAAUUAUAUUUCACAUCACAGUCUUUAACACCGUAGUUAUAUGAUUUAUGCAUUUUUUUGUUGUUACACUAACUUUUUAUUCUAUAUUAUUAAUAAUAUGGUUAAACUGAUACUAUUAAUGUAAUAAUUAUAUUUCACAUUACAGUACUUAAUGCUGCAGCAUAUAUUUUUUAUUUUGUAAGAUUUACAGCAUAAAAAAUACUUUUUGUCAACCAUUUUUGAGGUACUGAGCAAUUUUAAUUAGAUCAACUUCUUUGAUUUAGGGCAUAGUUUUUGUGAAAUAAUGUUAAGCACUAGUGGUAUAUUUUAGUAAAGUCAAUAUUUUUAUUUUAUUUAUAUAAUAGUAUCAAUUAUUUAUAUAUUGAUUAUUUUUUUUUUAAUAAAUCUUCCAUUUAAUUUUAAAUAU